Dreissena polymorpha is the source of this 2129-nucleotide messenger RNA. RefSeq lists its product as uncharacterized. The record is from RefSeq and is a predicted model, not a curated record. NCBI's taxonomy places the organism in Eukaryota, Metazoa, Mollusca, Bivalvia, Myida, Dreissenidae. The transcript has 4 exons. Bases 697 to 1530 code for a protein of 277 amino acids.
GUGAAAGUCGAGUUAACUUAAAAUCAUAUGAAUCCACGUUCUUUGAGAUUAAUAUGGAUUGUUUAUUUCAGUGAGACAAACAUUACGUCUUUAAUGGAAUUAAUUGCUUUAAUGGAAUUGUAAAGUAAAACACUUGAAACCUGAUAAGAACUUUAUGGAAUGAGAAGUAUGGAUAAGUAUAUAUAGCGAAAGUGCUAUGAGAAAUCGAGAUAUGAUUGACAGCGUGCGGAGUUUUCAAUAAGCGGUGAAAGAGACAUUGAAUGAUCUUGGAUGACAAUUCGUCGAAACGGAAAUAAUGAAAAAAAACACAACUAUUACCGCACUUACCGCUUAUACGAGAGUACAUGUAUUAAUUAAAAUAUUAAUAUCAAACUAGGAGAAACAUUCCCGCUUUGUUGAAGCCUUUACUUAUUAUCUGAAAAGACGUAGACGUUAAAUUGUUUUUAAACAGCAUUUGCUUUCCAUAAUGAGUACAGAAAAGAGGCAUUCAAACAAGGUCUAUAUUUAAUCAUACAAAACCGGGCGAAGUGUUUUAACAGUUAACAAGACUUGGCUCUCUUUUUAGUGCACUGGGAGGUGCAUCCGCCAUAUUUAAAAAUAUACAUACAUAGUAUGAAGCGAGCGGGUUUGGUGUAGGAAGUACAAUUGAUAGUUUGUUGAAGGUUUGUUCAACAUUAAUCAGUGUGUUAACUCGGAAUGUCGACAUCAGAAGGAGCUGAUGUUGAUAGGUACCUUAAAGAAAGUGUAAAUAGUUAUAAAGAAUGCUCUGUCAAAAACACCGCCAGACGAAACUCGCUACAGAAGAAAACUUUGGUCAUUGAAUCUGAGCGGCGAUUGGCUAGCAGCAAAAUGACGCGAGAGGAACGCUUACUAAAGAAACAAUUGCGACAAAUGAAUAUUGAGAAGGUUAAGAACCACCUUGUUCACAGUCUAAGAGACGCCCAUGAGAAUGAUAAUCACCGACAGACCAGUCGAGAUGAGAAGAAACCCCAUGAACGUCACAUUCCUGUGGAGCCAUAUCCGAUAACCUUCCGUGAGUCGCCCAGUUCACCGGAACUAGAUCGAAGACACCAUGAUUCCGGUAAAGCAUAUUCAGCGAAGGGCCGGCGUCGGCCGUCCCGUGAAUUCGAGGACCUUAGCUUGAACACGCGACCCGUGGGACCGUUGUUCAAUAUCCAAGAGUUUACCGAGGAGGAAAGUCCCAGACGACGCACGUAUUCGAUGUCGGCUGCGCAACAGAUUAUGGCGCGAAAACACAAGAUCUCGUCCCGUCACUCCAGCCGAUCAAGCACGCCUUCUGGCUCCCCAACGUUACAAAGAACGCGAAAAAUCUCAUCUGGCAGUAAACAUGGCAGUAACUCAUCCGGCUCGUCAAAGAGCAGCCUUAAUGAUAGUAAAGAAAGAAUUCACUCCCUUAGUGACCUUCAUUGGAUCGGUGAACCGGAAGCGAUUAAUUCCAUCCGAAGACCACGUCUAACGGUAGAUCAGCAGGAAUUGGAAUCGGAGAUUCACAAAUUGAGCGUUUCAUAAGUGAUUUGAUAGAUGAUUAUUCAAUCGAUUUAUUUGCUUUAUAUGUUCUAUCAAAAGCAGUCUCAAGUUAACAGGUCAUUUUUUAAAUAAUUAGUUUUGCUUUCUAAUCAGUUUCAUCUCAACAAUUGUUUCUGGAUUAUUUCUCAACAUAAAUGUUAUUCGGUACACGCGCAUGUAUUGUUAAAUAUGUAACUAUUUGCAAUCAGCGUGAGGAAGAAAUUAUCUUUUUAUUUAUUCAUAUUAUAUGUGUAGUUUACUUCAUUUUUUAAUCUUUGAGAUUACAAGUCUCAACGAGAAUUGUUUUAGUCAUUAAAGACAAAUGUAUGUGGUGAUCCUUAAUGCAUAGCAGAUCUGAUGGUUUCUUAAUUUGGGUGUGAUAAAUCGCUGGGUUGAUUUUUGAGACGUUUAAGAUUCAGUUUCCUAGCUCACCAGUCGAAUUAUCGCAUGUAUCUCAACUGACUUUAUAUGGGCGAUAAUUCAGAUGCACCUAAUAAAAAUACAUAACCCAAACAAACUGCUUUAUAGAGGAUAUUUAUCAGCUUUUGUUGUAUGGCGUGAACUAUUUUUAUAAAAAACUGAGAAAAUAAAUAUUUUCACAA